Messenger RNA from Triplophysa dalaica, 435 nucleotides. It is a transcript of the gene ndufc1, whose product is annotated as NADH:ubiquinone oxidoreductase subunit C1. The transcript has 4 exons. NCBI's taxonomy places the organism in Eukaryota, Metazoa, Chordata, Actinopteri, Cypriniformes, Nemacheilidae. The record is from RefSeq and is a predicted model, not a curated record. The coding region runs from base 111 to 320 and encodes 69 amino acids. Gene Ontology annotation, cellular component: mitochondrion.
CGUGCCGCUAGCUUUGUCUAUCAAAUCGCCAGGACGUGAACGCAAAGGAAAGAUAAUCGAACAAGGAACGAAUCGAACAACAUUGCAUUUGGGGCAUAAACACUGUAAAAAUGCCUCUCGGUCGGUUAUUGUUGCGGGCAUCGACUAUCAAUAAGAUGGUCAGCAGAAAUGCCUUCACCGCCUUAAAACCUGACCCUUCAAAGCCAAACAUGCUGAGAGUAGGAAUGGCAUUUGGAAGCACAGCUUUCCUCUGGGGAUUGCUCUUCAUACAACACAGCACUGAUGUGCGAGAAUACAAAACAAGGAAUGGACUAGAGUAAAUCAUUGGGGUGCUGAGUGCUGCUCAUUGGUUCUCUGGGUUAUCCCAUUUAAAUGUUCAUCUGCUAUGAAAAUAUGUACAAAAAUGUUUAAUAAAAAUGUGUAUUUGAGAAAUCA